Messenger RNA from Striga asiatica, 1182 nucleotides. Lineage: Eukaryota; Viridiplantae; Streptophyta; Magnoliopsida; Lamiales; Orobanchaceae. The record is from the annotation of a GenBank genome assembly.
AUGUUGGCUUCAUGCUUCCCACUACAACAAAACCUGGACUUCGAAAACCCCCGCCUCCGCAACGCCUACAUUGCCCUCCAAGCCUUCAAGGACGCCAUCCUCUCCGACCCCAACAACCUCACCGCCACGUGGACCGGCCCCGACCCUUGCCUCUACACCGGCGUCUUCUGCUGGCCCUCCCCCGACAACCCCUGCGAGCGCACCGUCGCCGCCCUCGACCUCAACCACGCGAACCUCGCCGGCCACCUCCCCCACGAGCUCGGCCUCCUCUUCGACCUCGCCGUCUUCCACCUCAACUCCAACCGCUUCUGCGGCAAACUUCCCCAAACCCUCGCCACCCUCACCCGCCUCCACGAGCUCGACCUCAGCAACAACCGCUUCUCGGGACCCUUCCCUUCCCACCUCCUCGACCUCAAAAACCUCAAAUACCUCGACUUGAGGUACAACGAGUUCGACGGCGCCCUCCCGGAAUCCCUCUUUUCCAAAAAUCUCGACGCGGUUUUCGUCAACGACAACCGAUUCUCGUCGACGCUCCCCGAGAAUAUCGGGAGCUCUCGAGUCUCAGUUUUGGUUCUGGCGAACAACGGUUUCGAGGGGUGCUUUCCUUCGGGAAUAGGUGACAUGUGGGCCACGCUGAACGAGCUGGUGGUGACGAACAACGGGCUGUCGUCGUGUUUUCCGAGCGAGAUUGGGAGGCUGAGGAAUCUGACGGUUUUGGAUGUGAGCCGGAAUAGGAUCGUGGGCCCGCUGCCGGGCUCGAUCGCGGAUAUGGGCAGCUUGGCGGAGCUGAACGUGGGGCAUAACUUGAUGUCGGGAGGGAUUCCGUCGGGAAUAUGUGAGUUACCGAGCAUGGUGAAUUUUUUUUACGAGGAUAAUUAUUUCACUAGCCACGGGCCAGAGUGCGUGAGUCUUCCGGGAUUCGACGACGGGAUGAAUUGUUUGAGAGGGAGGCCGGGACAGAGGACUGAGGAGGAUUGCCGGAGGUUCUUGGCCAAGGCGGUUAACUGUAGCAGCUUCGGCUGUGGGGCCACGUCAUCAGCAGUUAAUCCUCCUCCGCUGCCCACACCUGGCGUGGGGCCACCAGUGGGGCAACCGACACCUGGAGUGGGGCCAAGCCCGAGUCCACCGGAAAAGGGCACGCCGCCGUGCUGCCAAUGUGCAAAGUCGCCAUCGGGCAUUUGA